This is a messenger RNA of Phycomyces blakesleeanus NRRL 1555(-), 531 nucleotides long. RefSeq lists its product as hypothetical. The annotation marks the transcript as partial. The record is from RefSeq and is a predicted model, not a curated record. The transcript has a single exon. NCBI's taxonomy places the organism in Eukaryota, Fungi, Mucoromycota, Mucoromycetes, Mucorales, Phycomycetaceae.
AAUCUUCCCCGGGACGAACGGUUUAAGCCAGAGAACGUCAUUCUGGUUGGACUUAUGCCAGGUACUAAGGAACCAAAGUCUGAAGAGAUAAAUCACUAUCUCAAACCUUUGGUAGAUGAGUUGGAGACGUUGUACGUGGGAAUGAAGAUUCCAACCUUCGAAUGUCCCGGUGGAGUCAAUGUUCGUGCAGCACUGCUGAUGGUGGCCUGCGAUAUUCCAGCUGCUCGGAAAACAAGCGGGUUCACUUCUCACAACAGUACGUGCGCCUGCUACAAGUGCAACCACCAGUUCCCUCGUCUGCCAAAUGGAAUCAACGUCGAUUUUAGUGGAUUUGUCUUUUCUCAAUGGAAUCUUCGUAAUGGUGUAGAAAGCAGGUUGCAUGCUGAGGAGUGGGAAAGUGCUAGUACCCCCUCAGAAAGGCAUCAGCUGGAGGUCGAAAAUGGUGUUGGAUGGUCGCAGUUGUAUCGUCUUGGAUACUUUGAUCUAGUACGUGGAACGAUCAUUGAUCCCAUGCAUAAUCUUUUCCUGGGA